GCUGCUGCCAAGGCUACGAGUCAGAACCUGGAGCAAAUCGAGGGCUACGCCACGCGCGAGCAGCGGUCGAAAGACUUGCGCGUUGAGGUUCAAGCCGCCAAGCCUUUCGCCACUCAGGCUGAUGACAUAGCCAAUCGUAUCCAGUGUUUGGACUGCCAGAUCUCCAACCUUCAAGCUACCAUCGUGGAGGCCGAGGCCGAGAUUACCAAGCAGCACAACCUUCUCGAGGAGCAGCGUCAGCAGCUGCUCGAGAAGACUAUUGCUCGCGAGGCGCUUCAACUCGAGUACAUGGAGAUGCUCGAGAGCACGGUGCCACCGCCCGUUGCUGGCAGUCCAGGCCAAAGCGGCGAGGCUGUGGUCACGGUCUUUAAUGCCAGCCUGGAGCAGCUGCGGACUGUCAUUUGCCAGCUGGGCGAGUUCGUGCAGUCCUUGGGGCAGGAGUCGAGUGGCACUUAUGAGGGCGUCCGCAAUGCUGCUAAGCGUCUCCUCGGCAAUUUCCAGUCCUUGGCCAAGCGCCAGAAGAAGUCUGGUGCUGCUGCCUCUUAA
Messenger RNA from Prorocentrum cordatum, 546 nucleotides. Lineage: Eukaryota; Dinophyceae; Prorocentrales; Prorocentraceae. The record is from the annotation of a GenBank genome assembly.